UUCAUUCAUAGCAUAGUAUAUUUUAUCUCAAAGAGCAAUCUGCCCAGUUGGAACACAACUCAUUAUUUCUACUAGGAUUCAUUUAUCAAAACACGACUUCAUAUUUUUGGAUUAUUAGAUUGAAAUUUUCACCCAAACACAACACACUGGAUGAUAUUGACUUUCAAAUGACUUCGGAAUUAUUGAGAAUACGGAAUCCGUUAAGUGAGAAACAGUAUGAAAAUAAUGGAGGUGCUAGUAACAAUUCUUCUGUGAUAAAAUAUGACAAGAGUGACAGUGACCAUCACUCGAACCUUGAGAAUUCAUCAGUCAUCAAGGAAAGACAAUGUUCUCCUACUUCCCCUCAACUGGAGAGACAUCAAUCCACCAGUCAGUGUUCAGUGUUUCCCUCGACAAUCAUGAAUAUUCCUUGUCCAGUGAAAUCAACCUCACCACCCAAAUCAGUCUUCCAAAGCUUAGGUCAGAUUGACUUGAAUAAAAUAUGGAAUAUUUGUGAAGGGGCAGUUGGAGGUUUUCGUUAUCAAAUUCGACGACCUGUAGAACCGUGGAAAUUUUAUGAGAGUAGGAAAGGUGAUGGUUCAAAAGUCUAUCUGUGCAGACGGUGUGGUUCCAGUUAUAAACACAAGAAAUCACUGAAUAAACACUGGAGGGAUAAACACUAUUCAGAGUUGAUGAAGAAGGUAGGUGGUGAGGAUAAUCCUGCAGUCAGGGAUGAAACAGACAACGGCGAUGGCGAUGGUGAUGGUGAUGAAGAAGAUGGAGAUGAUGCAGAGUGUGAUGGAGAUGGUGAUGAUUGUGAUGAAGGUGAUAUCGAGACGAUGAAGACAAGUUCCAAUGGACCUCUCUCAUCUACUGAGAAUAUUGGUUGCAAUAAAGUGAAUGUCAGGUAUACGAACAAGCCCACUUCGUUGGGGACGAUUUAUACGGUGGAGGAUGAUGAUUGUGAAAAUCGACCACCCAAUGCAAACAACAUGUCAUCUGGUUAUGGAGUGGUGAGAUCACAGAAUUCGGUUGGUGAUUGUCGGGGUGUGAGUGUGAAUGUGAUGAGAGGAAGUGGAAGUGGAGGUGGUGGUGGUGUUGGAGUUGGUGGUGAUAUGAUGGAGAUGCGACGAGGUGGACGUGUUUCAGCCCCGAUGGAUUGUCGGAAUCGUUUGUUCGUUUGUGGACGUAGGAGGUUAUCAGUUGUUCCCUGUUCGUCGUCUCCGAGUGGUCAAGGUGGAAUACACAAGCGAAUUUCUGAAUGUGGAGUUAAGCGUGUGAGAUCACCGAUAGAUGGGAGUGAGAAUGGGAAUGUGAAUAGUAAGCGAAGACACAGUGUGUUUCCAUCUGUGAGAGAUGGUUGUUUUAGUGACAUGAAUGAGAAGCAUCCAGAGGUGUUUAGGAAGAACAUUGGAGGUAGUGAGUUGGUGUCGAGUGGUCCGAGUCGGUUUGAUGUGAAGUCUGUGGAUGUGUGUGAAGGUGGAGUAUCUGGUGAAGGAAUGGAACCACUCGAUUUGUCAGUUGUGAAGCCGUUGAAUACAGGAGGAAAUGAGUGUGUGUUAGACGGACGAGUGUCAGGUGGGAGUAGUGAGUGCAGUGAGGGGAGAGGUGAUUUGAGUAUGAGAGUGAAUGGUGAAGGGAGUUGUUCGGUGAAGACGUGUGAGAUGGAGACGGAGUCUGGUGGUAAAUUCGUGUCUUCAGAGGAAGAGGGUAGUGGGAGUAGGAAGAAGGCGACGCGUAUUAGUCGCAGCCUGCUGAUCGGUUUGUUGGAGACAGCAGUGAAUAUUGUGGAGAAUGAGGUUGAUGAGAAUGUGGGUGACUCGAUGCAGUUGUCGGCGACAUGUUCGAGUUUACUGUUGGCUAUUGGUAGUUUGUUGGUUAGAUUGGGUGAGAAGAGACUUGAUGUGUCGGGUGAUUGUCCUCGCGUUGAAUCAUUCCAGACGAGUAAUGUUUGUGUAGAUGGAGGAGGAGGGGGAGUGAGGAGUGUUGAAUGUCAUUCAGAUUUGUCUGGUGUAGGUGUGUUGAACUCGAUGAAUAUGAGAGAUUUGGGACAAGUGUCUGUUGAUCACUUUCCACCAUCACGUGACAAUGCAUUACAUGAUGGUUGUGUAGGUGAUUCAGGACUAUGGUCAAAAGAGUGUGGUGUUUCGAGUGUGGAAAUGUCGAGGAUCACUGGCAAAGAUAAAAAAGAAGAAGAAAAGAGUGUGGGUGUUGAAAUGAGUAGGAAAAUGGGGGAUAGUGAGUUCACUUCUUCAUGUGAAUCCCGUCAUGCAGGUGAUGUGAUGAGUGAGAAAGAAAUAUGGUUCAAGGGAAUGAGUGAAGAAGUGUCAUUCAGUGGUGAAGAUGGAAUGAAGAAGAGUGAUGCGUCGGAGUCCACCUUCAUCUGUCCCGUGUGUAAAUUUCGUGCUCGUUGGUUCAGUGAGUUGCGUGCUCAUAUGGUGAACCAUUCUGAGCAUCGGAUGUUUGGCUGUUGUUACUGUCAGUAUCGAGCCAAGUGGAAAUGGGAUGUCGCGAAGCAUAUGCGUCGAUGUCCAUUGGGUCGUCAUGUCUCUCACCUUCCCAAUGAGGCGUUGUUGAGGAUAGUUAAGUAUCAUGCACCUCGAGAAGGAGAUAUAUUGUAUGGUUAUUUCCCACAGAGUGGAUUUCCUGGAGUGGGAAUAGACCAUCCUCCGACUCCACCGAGUAGUGUGAUGAAUCAUGGAUAUGAGAGGUUGGAUAAUGAAGGUGUGUGUGAUUUGGAUGAUGAUGUUGGUUUGAAUGGUGUUACUGAAUUUGAUGGAGUCAGUGGAUGUGAGGAGUUGGUGCAGGAUGAGGAGAGGAAUAAAUGUGAUUCAGUUAGUCGGAUGGAAGGCAAGUGUCCAUUGUGUGAAUUUCAUUCGACGGAUAAGACUGAGUUUCAAUUGCAUUGGAAUUCGCAUUGUCCAUACAUGGAAUGAUACACUGAUGAUUGAAUUCAACGAGAUGUUGAUCUGCUUUCUA
Molecule: messenger RNA, 2958 nt
Organism: Trichobilharzia szidati
Lineage: Eukaryota; Metazoa; Platyhelminthes; Trematoda; Strigeidida; Schistosomatidae
Source: the annotation of a GenBank genome assembly